Botrytis byssoidea is the source of this 1971-nucleotide messenger RNA. RefSeq lists its product as uncharacterized. The transcript is spliced from 2 exons. Bases 1 to 1971 code for a protein of 656 amino acids. The record is from RefSeq and is a predicted model, not a curated record. Lineage: Eukaryota; Fungi; Ascomycota; Leotiomycetes; Helotiales; Sclerotiniaceae. Gene Ontology annotation, biological process: regulation of transcription by RNA polymerase II. Gene Ontology annotation, cellular component: nucleus; RSC-type complex. Gene Ontology annotation, molecular function: DNA-binding transcription factor activity, RNA polymerase II-specific; DNA binding.
AUGGACUACGUUCAACCCACCUUUCAGCACUUUUCGCAACAUCCUAGCCAUGACCAAUUAAUCUCUCAAAUGACAUCAGGCGGGAUCUACAACGACCAUCAAUACGGAUAUUCGAUACCGCAGCAUCAACCCAAUAUGAUGAACAUGGCUACUGGACAAAAAACCAAUGAGACGAAACCUCGUCUAGGAAAGGAUGAAGUUGACAUCUUGGAGUUUGAAUUCAACAAGAACCCAAAGCCAACCACUCAAACUAAGCGUGGUUAUGCUGAUACCAUGGGUGUCGAGUUGUCAAGAAUCAAUAACUGGUUCCAGAAUCGUCGAGCCAAACGCAAGCAAGAGAAGAAAACGGAAGCAUAUGAGGCUGGUCAAGCGCGGGAAGCAUUGGGAUACUCAGUCUCCGCGCCUUCAUCUCCGGACUUUCCUCAAAGCAAUUACAAUAUCGACUAUCCAAUGGUGCCACAACAAUCCUCUUCGAUGUCAUUUCCUACAUCCGGUCCUCCACCAGCCACGGCACCUUAUAAUCCCCAAUAUGCAGAUCCCACCAACGCGAGUAUGCAGUCUCUCCAGCGUGCCAUGGCUUCUGCUCAACCUGUCAAUCAAAAUGGAGAGUUCUCAGGCAACUUUAACGUACAUCACAACGAUCCUCUUCAGCUCGCAAAUAUGCUAGGUAUGGGAGAGACUUCUGAUCUUGAUCGUGCUCCGUUCCCAACUGCCAAUGCCUUUGAUUACGACGGUUCCUUCAAUUUUCAGCCUGCAUUCAAUCAAAAUAUAUUCGAUGAACCAGAGCAAUUAGAGCCAUUUGGCACCGGCGAAUCUGGUCAUACACCAACAGCAUUUAAUACAUUCUCUGAUGAUAGCACUACAAGGUCGCUCUCUACAGUUUCCGCUUCGUCUCAACCUUUCACCGGUGCUGUCACAUACAGACCGGCAAAAAUCCCAUCUGUAGACGACACUAGCGACGAAACAUCACUUCAAUUCUCAUCCCCUCCGCCCUCCUCGAGAUCGUUCAAGUCACCACGUCCUCCAACAGAUAUAGUCGCCAGGCGGAAGAAGGUCCAGGUCAAACCAGCCGCCUUGGGAACUGAUACGAUGAGAAGUAGACCACCAAUGGGACCACGCACUGUAUCAAAUGUAGAUGGGUUCCGUCGCCAAGUUGCCAGUCCUCUGCCUUCACCCAUGCGCAGGAUUGUCUCGGCUGGGGGAAAUGUUCUUACUGGUCGUAUUCAAAAGCCUGGAAUAGAGUCUGCGCAGAGGUCACCUAUUAACAUACACGGAUUCGAAAAUGCUAGUUCCUUCAUGGAGCAAAAUUACCACAUGAUCAACCAACCUAGCUUAACAGCCGGCUCAUCUCUCACGAGUAGCUUGGCACCGCCAACUCCAAUGUCGCCUAGAGAGAGACAGAUGACACUGAAAAGGGAAAACUCAUCGUCUCACGAAGAUGAUUUGAAUUUCAUGUUCGAUUUGUCGAGCAGCCAUGAUGGUCUUCCCACUUUGAUAGACCCUAAUCAGAUCACCGACCAAACGCCCCCAGAGACACCACAAGCCUCAUUAGUACUCCAACAAACAAACACAUCCGGAUGGCCAAAUAACAUUGAGCACAACAACACAGAGCAGCAUUGGAAUUACGAUAUUCCAGAUGAACCUCUCUACACACCCAGCCACGAUCAUUUCGCUGCCGAAUUAUCAAUGCCUCAACCUUCGUAUGCUAGCCAACCAGUAACACCUGCUUUUGGCAGUUUCAAUCAAGGAGGUCCCCUUCUAGGCAACGGUCAUGAUUCUCCACAGUUCAACAAUAAUGCCAGCCCUUUAUACACAUUGUCGAAUGGCGGAUCUGCUGAAUACUCCUUUCCACAUGAUGCACUCGCACAAUUUUCGAACAUUGGCUUGGUAGGCAGCUCUCCAACCAUGACGACGAAGCAGAAACAAUAUCAAUUCUCCAAUGUCACUCCCGCUGACUAUUCGGAGAAAUAA